AUGGCAACGACUCUACCCACCAGCUUCCCCACCCCUCGACCAGCCGAUCAAUUCACCACCACCCCGCCAAACUCCCAAGGGUAUCAGCAAUACCCACAGCAGUACCCGUCACAAUUCCCUCCUCAAUACCCACCUCAACCUCCACUCCAAUCUCCCCUCGGCUACCCUCCUCAAUAUCCACCAAUGGAUCCAAAUACCCCGCUCAACAUGUCGCCUUCCUCACCUCACGCCUCCUCCCAGUUCCCACCCCUCGCAAAUCGCCAACUGCGCCCUCCAAAGACCCCCAUGUACGUGCCCGCCGCCCUGCGCCCAACCGAACGCCCGCCCCGCGCCUCCCCCAUCACACCCCCGCGCUCCGUCCACGGUAGCACCGACAGCCUCGACGGCGCAGAAUCCAGGCGGCCGGUGAGUCGGCGCAGUACCACCGACAGCCGCCAACAGGCCUCCCUCGGCCAAGUCUCCGAAGAAGUUCAAUCGCCCACGACCGAGCAAGCCUUACUGACCGCCGGUCUCCCCGCAGUCACAGGUCCCCCCACGCGCGGCCAUUGGAAACCAGACGCCCAUGCCUCGAUCUGCGACGCGCCCGUCUGCCAGAAAUCCUUCGGACUCUUCGAGCGACGGCAUCAUUGCAGGCACUGUGGGAACGUGUUUUGCGGGAAGCAUUCCGUGUGGCAGAUACCCCUGGACCAGGACGGAAACUAUCAUCCCAACGGGGGACUCUACAGGGGAUGCGGACACUGUUGGGGCAUGUACGCGAAGUGGAAAGAAGACAGGAUCGACGCGGCCGCGAGGGGGGAAAGUCUGGCGCCCGGCACCCCCGCGAAGGCGGUGGCCAAGGGGACGGGCAAAGGUGCGGACGACAAGAGAGGCAGCGUCGCGGCGAGCCUGACGAGGGAAUGGAACUGGAGCACCUUCUGA
Letharia lupina is the source of this 918-nucleotide messenger RNA. RefSeq lists its product as uncharacterized. The record is from RefSeq and is a predicted model, not a curated record. Gene Ontology annotation, cellular component: ESCRT-0 complex. NCBI's taxonomy places the organism in Eukaryota, Fungi, Ascomycota, Lecanoromycetes, Lecanorales, Parmeliaceae. Gene Ontology annotation, biological process: protein targeting to vacuole; protein transport to vacuole involved in ubiquitin-dependent protein catabolic process via the multivesicular body sorting pathway. The transcript has a single exon. Gene Ontology annotation, molecular function: ubiquitin binding; phosphatidylinositol-3-phosphate binding; metal ion binding. Bases 1 to 918 code for a protein of 305 amino acids.